AUGGCGUCUUGUAGCGAUGGAACACAAGAUCGACAAGUUUCUCAUUCAGACGAACUCCUGCAUAUUCCUUUCAGGCCGGGUAAUGUUGCCUUGAUAUCUUGAAGAAGUAAAUGGCUCGUGAUCCAGAGUUUGUCCGCUUAAACCGCGUGUUUUUUUUGUUUUUGUUGCAGAAAAUUCCAAAUUUCUCAUAACCAAAGAAAGCAAGUCAGAAAGUAGAGUUCCAUCGAAGAUUUUUAAGGUUGAGCCACCUUCAGGUAACAUGCAAACUUCGUCUUUGUUGUUGUUUUUGAUUGUCGUACCCAAGAGGACAACCUCUAAAAGGCUAAAAUGGCAACUUCAUGGAGUUCUACAGCACUGAAUAAGCACACUGAGAGUGAUUUUGUCAUCGUGUUUAAGCAGAGAAGCUCGUCUAUGCACUGACAAACUGAAUAAACACUAACAUUUGUUGUAGUUUAUUACAAUUAUUGUUGAGUGCAAUGUGCAUUUUCAAAAGGUCAACAUAAUUUGAAAGUAAUUUGGGAGAGUGGAAAAGCAUUUUAAGACCCUGGUCACAGUUUUUAUUGAUAAAAAGGAAUCCUACGGUGCCAACAUACAGCCACUGUCUAUCUUGGUACUUAGAAUCUAUUGGAUAUUUUACAGAACUACAGUACAUAAUUAUAUUUUAUUGUGGGAACCCUCUCCAUAACAUUGGCUGCGAUCAACUCCAUUUAUUGCAGACACUGUAGGGACCUCGAGUUAGUGUCCUCAUUAGUGAGAGUCCGUAAGAGCAUAAGCUUAUUUCAGUCAAAUGUCUGUAAUUUGUUUUUGCCGGGGAUUUAUCUCCUGUCUGUAUAAUUAUCAGGGUGUAGAGAGUUGACUAUUAUUAUGGAGGUGUCCUUGGCGUUGUUGUCGCACAUUUCUUACUAAUCAUUGUCUUUGAUCUCCUGUGGUCCAGUUUUGAGAAGAGUGAAAGAUUUCCUACCAAAGAUAAAGGAAGCUGAAGAAGCACUUCAGAAAGAACUUGAAGCAAAAUCCCCCUCUGAACUGGACAUUGAAAAUGUUGAAGAUGCUGGUCCUUAUAUUGAAAUGGUAGGACUAAAACUUGUGCUCUGGCUUAGGACAAGGCUGAGCAUCCCAUCUACAGAGAAAUAAAAUUACUGUAAACUUCCGCUUAUUAUUGCUGGGCUUAUACGUGCAUCUACUUAAGGGGUUUCGGGGGGCUUAUAUCUCAGGGGGCAUAUAACUGGAAGUGCUGAUCAAAAUACGUGACCAAACAAAGCGACGGGCUCUGGCAACGAGAGCCUGGCAAACUCCUGUCCUUGUGCAGUGAAGCAAUUUAACUAGUGCUACGGCAGCCUCCCGGCUCAAUUUUCCUAAAUUAUAAUACCUUAUUUGAUAUACUUUAACAUAAUGUAUGCAUUCAAUAAAUUCAUUGGGGUCAUUGAGUGGUGUCUUAAAUGAGAUGCUCUGUAGAUGUUUUAUCCAUCUGGCAAAGACAGAUAAAAUUACUCAGAUUAAUAAUAUUUGAUUCAUUUUAUAUGUCGCAGUAUUGUUGAAUUCUGUUGCAUGGGUUAAUUUGUCAGUCGUUCAAAUUAAAUUCAAUGAUUGCAUGAUGUGUUAUCAACUUUCCUCAUUUAUCUCAAUUUAUAGAGUUUAGCCAUGGUGGAAACUCAAGCAGAUGGCAGUGAAGGUUCCUGUGAGGAAAGCAAUUCCAUAGAUGUGAAUUCUGAUGGAGAUUCUGAUGAAAUUCAAACACAGGAAAUGGACUAUGGACCUCUCACAGAGGAAAACUUUGUUAUUAGAAAGACAGCAAAUGGCAGUAUUAAGCCAGUCAUUGAAGAAAUAACGAAAGAGAAAACAAUCACUUUGCAGAAAAAAAAGAAAAGACUUAAAUCUAAGAAAGAUUCAAGAAAAGGGAAAAAGAGAUAG
Porites lobata is the source of this 1908-nucleotide messenger RNA. Lineage: Eukaryota; Metazoa; Cnidaria; Anthozoa; Scleractinia; Poritidae. The record is from the annotation of a GenBank genome assembly.